This is a messenger RNA of Verruconis gallopava, 2582 nucleotides long. RefSeq lists its product as uncharacterized. Lineage: Eukaryota; Fungi; Ascomycota; Dothideomycetes; Venturiales; Sympoventuriaceae. The record is from RefSeq and is a predicted model, not a curated record. Bases 64 to 702 code for a protein of 212 amino acids. The transcript is spliced from 2 exons.
CGAAUUCAACGCACAAUCUAAGCAAGCAAGACAUAGAAAAUUCCCUAAAAACAGUAGCCCAACAUGGCGCCUCGUUUCCAAACGAUGCCAGCGCCAAAAACCGAGUCCGCUCGUGAAGCCGCUCGUACAUUCUACUGCGAAUUAUGCACCAAGGGCUAUGCCCGUAUGCCCGAAUACGAAGCACAUCUAUCUUCAUACGAGCACACACAUAAUCAGAGGAGGAAAGAUGCGAAGCAAUUUCAUAAGAACCCGUUUGGCCAAAAGGACGCCAGCAAAAACGAGGAGCGGGACAAAAAGGCAGCGGGAAUGACCAGUGUCAAGAUGGACAGUAGCACCAGCGGAACCUCCGGUAAACUAGGUGGAGGCUUUAAGAAGGGCGGUUUCAAGAGUGCUGGAUUCAAGAAAGUAGGAGGCUCAAAUGCGGACGCCGCAAAAACAGAGCAAGAAGCCGUACCUCAAGGUUUGGGUGCGGGAGCUCAUGGAGGCGAAAUCGAUAAAAAAGAUGCGGAGCAAGAAGACGAAGGCCAUGACCAGUCUGGCGACUACAGUUUUUGGUGCGAGAAAAACCCUGGAUACACGUACUACGAUCCAAUGAGACCUGGUGGCUGUGACGUACGAUGUCCGUGUCGGAAAGCAGGAAACGGUCAGUGCAGCGGAAGAGACUGUGAGCUAUGUACACAGCUCGGCCCCUUGCCUGGCUGAUGAAGGAUGGCGGGAGCCUUGUUGCUUUUCAGAAAAACAACAUUCCUAUAAUCUCUCUACAACUCCCUGGCAGCGGACUGGCCAACAAGAAACCAAACCUCGUUUCCAGUUUCCAAACGGAGACUAUUGGCAGAACUUGAAUUCGCUGACGGCAAUUUGGAUCACAUGGCCUCUCGUGGAGUUACCACAUCUCAACAAUUCUGGGUAUGGAGUAUUUCCGUGUCCAUAUGGAAAAGAAGAGGCCUAACAGAAUAUCUAAUUAUGCGACAGCUAGUCCAUGUAUGGUGAUUUGUCUGUCUCAACCAGUUUAGGAGCCUAUUUUGGUCAAAUAUGCAACUGAAAAUAGCUUAAGGGCAAGUUCAUGCAUUUUGAAGAACUGGAUGAUGGACGUAUCAAGAGCCGGGUGAAGGACUUGCUGGCGGAUUUGGAAGUCCCAAUCAUAUCCAAAUAUUAAUGUGGCGCUGACGGAGAGCGAUAUACAAUCGCAGCGCAUCUUGAUCUACCCCUGAAUGAAUAGGUGGGCAUUGGAGGUCACAAUCUUGUGAAGGCAGACAUAGCGAAGUUGAUGAGAUAAAGACCUACCAACUUAAGUGCUGGUCUACAAUUUGAGAGAGGCCCUCGGUUCGUAACUUUGUUGAGAAUGAUGCGCUCAUAUUAAACAACAAACCUGAAUAACCUUGACUCACAAAGCGCAUCAUCCAUCCUGGUGCAGUAGAUCACCUCGUGCAACAGCCCGUUUCAAGUUUUAAAUCAUCACAGGUUUCUGGUUCGCGAAUAUAUAUCAUUCGGGCAACUACACCGUGUUGCUUGCAGCCCAUCUCAAAUUCAUAGGCACAUUCCUACAGGUGGUCUGAGGCUCAACACUUGCUCCAAGAUGCCUACAACUUGACCUGGAAAUAAGCCUGGCGCUCAAGAACUUUGCGGCUCCUAGUUUGCAUACGACAUAUAGUUCGGAGCAACAGCCUUAGGGGAAAGAUAUUCAGAAGUUACGCGCCCCCGUAUGACGCGCUUUUCUCAAUGCUCACAACGCCGGAGGAGCGGAAGGAUGCUCUCUCGAAUGGGAUCAACAGGUGAAGCAAACAGAAAAAGGGCAAGAGCAGUUACAGACGUGUUCAUUGGCCAUAGCGAGUCAUGAGAUGCACGCUUUAUGCGGAGAGAUGGGCGAUUUCUACCGAGGGCACAUCGUCGCUGUUUACACUCGGGACGAACAUAUACCAUCCUCCGCAGAGGUCAAGGGGGCGCAAGGUCCGGUCGCAUUCUACGCGCCAAGUACGUAUCUCGGACAGGGAUUUCGGCAUGUCUGGCUCGAUCAAGUGAUAUUAACUAGACUAGCGUCUACAAUCGACUUGACUGGGAAAAGGCACGUUUUGUAUUCUCACUGGUCCAGGCGGAAACGCUUGAAAAAAUGCUGCGUACACCGCAUCCAAGAAUCUAGGUACUCGGGUAAACGCCUGUUCUCUAGGAAUUAGACAAGAUUGGGAAGAUGCGGAUGGUGAUUGGGCACGCACCUGCGAUGACGAUGGCGUCGAAGAGAAUGGGUGCGUUUGAAUCAGUCGUGGAAUAUUCACUGCUUGGGAUGCUGAAACUGCAAGUGAGAGCUAUUCAAACAAGAAAUUAGAAGACGUGCUGAAAAGCAUUCUAGACUAAUAUGGCUUAUCAUCGCUCAUAUGCACUAAUGACACGAUUCUUUACACGAAAGGCCCCGAUUACCGUCGUUAUUCUCCUAUAUUGCUGUUUCACGCGCGCCAUCAACGGCAUAAUUGGCACCGUUGACAUAGCUAGCCUCGUUGCUAAGCAGGAAGACUAUGACAUUGGCAACUUCCUCUGGUUUGCCAGCACGUUGAAGCGCCGCUUCUCGUACAUUUUCGAUAGAGUUAAAC